AAAGUGUCCAACGGCAAGCUAGACCCAUUAAAAUAAAAUUCACCAUAUGCAAGCGGCGCCUCUUCUCUUUUCGACGAUUUUCAAUUCUCUCUUUUUGGGCGUUUGUUUGUAUCUGUACGUUUUCACCGAUCGACACGCUAGGAGCUCUCUCUACUCUCCGAGUUUUUUUUGAAUCAUACGCAGUUAUCGAUCGAACCCUAAUCGAUUUGUACUUGAAUUUAAGCAAGAUUUCUUAUUCUGUACUGGAAGUAAUUCGAUUGGAAACCUAAUCAAUAAUCCAUGGAGGGCAACGCGAAAGUAGGUUUUGGUGAUGGAAAGACGAAUAACGGUGAGCAAGAACAACGAGAGAACUCUAAUUUGAAUAAUGAACAAGAAACGAUUGCAUCGAUUGAGGCGGUGCCAGAAAGGGCAUACAUGAUGUUAAGGAUGAACAACGAUGGUAGCGAUUAUAGAAGUUGGGAUGGAAGUUAUUUGCAUGAUGAUGAGGACGAUUUUGGUGAUCUUGAUGCGGAUACUGAUGUGGAUGAGGAUGAGUAUGAUGGCACUGAUGCAGAUGCAUUUGAUGUGAAUGCUCAUUCUGAUCGAGAGGAUAACAACCCCAGCAUUGAGUUUGACCCAGCCGUCCAUUCAAGUGAUGAGGCUUAUGCUAGAGCCCUUCAGGAGGCCGAAGAGAGAGAAAUUGCCACUAGAUUGCUGGCACUUGCUGGGAUAAAUGAUGGAGAAAUUGACAACACUGAGGAUCAUGGUGGUAACUCUCAGGAUAAUUGGGACGUAGUUGAUCCGGAUCAACUCUCAUAUGAGGAGUUGCUUGCUCUGGGUGAAGUGCUUGGAAGUGAAAGCAGAGGGCUUUCAGCUGAUACUAUUGCAUCUUUGCCUUCAGUGAACUACAAAGCAGGAAGUAGUCAGAAUGAAAACAAUGAUUCGUGUGUUAUAUGCCGGUUGAACUAUGAAGAUGGUGAGACCUUGACAGUGCUUUCUUGCAAACAUUCCUAUCAUUCUGAAUGCAUUAAUAAUUGGUUAAAGAUGCACAAGGUCUGUCCUCUUUGUAGUGCUGAGGUCUCCAUCUCCGGGCAUAGCUAGUAGCAGCUAUAGCCAUCUCUUUCAAUGACUUUGAGCAUGAGGGUUCAUACUGCUUGUUUAUUAUGCAGUCUCUCUCCUGCUGAAGGAAAGAGCAGAUAUUUGAUCAUCUCCAUCAAUUCUUAUUUCAAUGUAUCAUCAAUGCAUCGGUAUUAGUCCGUGUUUAAUUCAUUUAAGGCAUUUCAGUUUAAGGGAAUCAUUAUAACCAUGGUGGUCUGAUUCUGCUUCAUUUCAUCAGAUUCUUCCAAAGUCUACUGUGAUGUUUGAAGAAGAUGGUCUGUCUGUUAGUGGACUAUGUCGCUUGCAAGUAAUUUUUUGGAUCCUUUUUAUCAGUA
Messenger RNA from Tripterygium wilfordii, 1412 nucleotides. Its product is annotated as E3 ubiquitin ligase BIG BROTHER-related-like. Bases 280 to 1080 code for a protein of 266 amino acids. Lineage: Eukaryota; Viridiplantae; Streptophyta; Magnoliopsida; Celastrales; Celastraceae. The record is from RefSeq and is a predicted model, not a curated record. The transcript has 7 exons.